This is a messenger RNA of Coffea eugenioides, 4425 nucleotides long. RefSeq lists its product as uncharacterized. Gene Ontology annotation, molecular function: RNA-DNA hybrid ribonuclease activity; nucleic acid binding. Lineage: Eukaryota; Viridiplantae; Streptophyta; Magnoliopsida; Gentianales; Rubiaceae. The transcript is spliced from 5 exons. Bases 1 to 4425 code for a protein of 1474 amino acids. Gene Ontology annotation, biological process: DNA integration. The record is from RefSeq and is a predicted model, not a curated record.
AUGAAGCCUACGCGUUCGAAGAGCAGAAAAGCUCUCGCCAUUGGUGCUGAGCAAAGCAAUGCAGCCCAACAAGAAGAUAUUUCAGAAGGGCAAGAGCCCCCAAGGACUCAGCCCGCAAACGAAGAGGCCGUAGCACGUAUGGCCGAGUUUGAGAGGCUUCCUCCCAAUUUCAAGCUUCCCUCAAUUCCAUCUUAUGACGGCCGGGGUGAUCCCGAGGAUCAUGUCCAUGCCUUCAUCUCGGCCUUCCGCUUAUAUUGCAUCCCUGACCCCGUUAUAUGCCGAGCCUUCCCAGUAUUCCUCCAGGGGACAACUCGAAAAUGGUUCUGGGGAUUAGAACCUAAGAGCAUCUCAACCCUAGGAGAAUUGGUGGAAAGAUUUCUCCACCGAUUCGUCUCUUCCCGACCUACGACCAGGACCUCGGCUUACUUGCUGAACGUGCAGCAGAACCCGGGAGAAUCACUUCGGUCGUACGUUCAGAGGUUCAACGAAGAAAGCGUCCAAAUACCUGACCCUAAUGAGCAGGUCACCAUUGCUGCUUUCACCCAUGGACUUGUGUCCGGGGUAUUCAACACGGCGAUCCACAAGAAGUAUCCCCGCACACUUCAUGAACUAUGGUCGAAGCCGGUCUCGGGUGCUGUCCGUGAUGGAACAAAACAAUCUUGGAAAGGCACCUCCCAAGAUGUUCGGCCGCCGGAUAAAAGGAACUCGAACCUCUACUGUCUGUACCACCGGGACAUCGGGCAUGAAACUGAGGACUGCAACGAUCUUAAAAAGGAGAUCGAGAACCUCAUCAGACAGGGCCACCUGAAGCAGUUCAUCCGCCGAGGUGGAGGGUACGGACCCAACAUAGCCGGGGUCAUCAAUACAAUUGCCGGAGGUCCGACGGGAGGAGAUAGCCAGAACUCCCGGAAGAGGACCGACAGGCAGGCUAACCCGGAUCCGGCUGAGUCGAGUUCUCGUCUAUCCGAGGUGAUCACUUACGGGUCUAGUGACCCCGUCUCAACUGCUUCGAGCAGUCAUGAGGCCUUGGUGAUUGAGUUGCUCACCAACAAUUAUAUCGUCAAAAAGGUCUAUAUUGACCCGGAGAGCUCGGUGGACGUCAUGUACCUCCGUACGUUUGAGAGCCUCAAAUUGGCCCGGGAUCGCAUGACCCCGGUAAGGACUCCUCUUGUAGGCUUCGGGGGACAUGUUGUGCAUCCCGAAGGGAUGGUGACCCUGACGGUAACCGUGGGAUGCCACCCCCGUUGCCGGACUCUUCCUGUCAACUUCGUCGUGGUAAAGGCCGACUCCCCGUACAACCUCCUCCUAGGUCGGCCCAUGCUUAAUGCUCUGCGGGCGGUAUAUUCUACCUACCACCUGAGCUUUAAGUUUCCUACUCCCGCGGUUGUUGCCGAGGUCAGCAGCGACGUUUGUGCUGCCCGAGAAUGCUACCUCGCUACUCUACAGGCAGCCUCCCCAUCUACCUCCAGUGCAAGGUCCGAAAGGGGGUCGGACAUUCUCUCGAUUGACUGCAUCUACCCUCAACAAACGGUGAAACUCCAGAGGCUGGAAACCGGAGAUGAGGUGGAAGAUAUUCCCCUGGAUCCCGUGAAUCCGGACCAAACGAUCCGCGUCGGUAUCUGUUUGCCUGACUCAAUUAAGGAAGGGAUGGUGAGUCUUCUCAGAGAAUACCGGGACGUCUUUGCUUGGGCCGCAGAUGAGGUCGAAGGAGUCCCGCAUCACCUCAUAAUACACGAGCUCAAUGUUGACCCGCAAGCACGCCCGGUCAAACAAAAAAGGAGGCACCUCGGCCCUGAGCGUAGCCAAGCUGUUGGUGAAGAGGUGGACAAGCUCCUACCUGCAAAAAUAAUCCGGGAAUUCCAAUAUCCGACUUGGUUGUCCAACCCGGUCAUGGUCAAGAAGGACACAGGAGCCUGGAGGAUGUGCGUCGACUUCACCGACCUCAAUAAGGCCUGCCCCAAAGACUGUUACCCCUUGCCCAAGGUCGACACUUUGGUGGACUCGGCAAUGGGUUAUGAGGUCCUCUGUUUCCUUGAUGCCUUUAAAGGGUAUCACCAAAUCGGAAUGAGUCCAGAGGACCAGGAGAAGACGGCCUUCUACACUGACCGAGACACCUAUUGCUACGCCACCAUGCCCUUUGGACUAAAGAAUGCCGGGGCCACGUACCAACGCUUGGUCAACCAAGCCUUCAAAUCUCAGAUCGGGCGAAAUGUCGAAACCUACGUGGACGACAUUCUCCUCAAGAGCCAGACGACCUCUUCCUUCCUCUCUGACCUGAGAGAAGUCUUUGAGGUCCUACGGAAGACGCGGAUGAUGCUGAACCCCAAGAAAUGCGUCUUCGGGGUCACUUCGGGAAAAUUUCUUGGCUACCUCGUCUCGAGACGGGGUAUCGAAGCAAACCCAGACAAGGUGAAAGCCAUUCAAGAAAUGUCUCCACCUCGGUGCAUCCGUGAUGUCCAGAGGCUGACGGGGCGGUUGGCCGCCCUGAAUCGGUUCUUAUCGCAAUCAGCUUCCAAGGCAUUGCCAUUUUUCAAGGUCUUAAAAAAGGCCGACGGCUUCUCCUGGACCGAGAAAUGUCAACAGGCCUUCGAACAACUGAAAGAAUAUCUCCACCACCUCCCAACACUCACCUCACCUCGUCCAGGGGAUAAGUUAUUCUUGUACUUAUCUGCUGCAGUCGAAGCGAUAAGUGUCGUGUUGAUAAGGGAGGAAGGUGUACAGAUGCCCGUUUAUUAUGUCAGCCGAGUCCUCCGAGGUCUGGAGACCAGAUACACUCAGGCGAAGAAGCUCGUGCUGGCCUUAAUCCAUGCAGCUCGUAGGCUUAAGCCCUACUUUCUAGCCCAUCACAUAUGCCUGAGCACUGACCAACCACUUCGGCAAGUAUUGUCACGGCCAGAGGCUUCUGGACGCCUCACCAAGUGGGCUAUCGAGCUGGGGGAGUACGACCUGUCUUACGAACCUCGCGCAGCAAUCAAAGCUCAGCCUCUUGCGGACUUUCUAGCCGAGCUCACCUUUGAUAAAGUAAAGGAAGCCAUCCCGGCUCCUGCCGAGUCCCAACGGUGGAUCCUACAUGUGGAUGGCUCGUCUAACAGUGAGGGUAGUGGAGCAGGCUUGCUCCUCGAAGACCCCCAAGGAGAAAUAUGUUCAUACGCUCUGAGGUUUGACUUCGCUGCUUCCAAUAACGAGGCUGAAUACGAAGCUGUCAUUGCCGGCCUGCAAUUAGCUCGUAAGCUUGGGGCCGCGCACAUCUUGGUCUAUAGUGACUCUCAGCUCGUCGUGUGCCAAAUACUAGGCGAAUACGAGGCCAGGGAAGAGGCGAUGCAUCGUUACCUCUCCAAGGUCCUCCAACUGGUGACACACUUCGAGUCUUUUGAAAUCCAAAGAAUACCGCGGUCACAGAACAGGAGGGCAGAUGCCCUCUCUCGGCUCGCUUCUACCUCCUUCUCUGACCUGAACAAGACGGUUCUUGUGGAAGUCUUGGCCAAGCCAGGAUAUGUGGGGGAAGUUGUAUGUCUCAUUUACCCAGGGGACACCUGGAUGGGACCACUGGUUCGAUUUCUCAGCCGAGGUGAACUUCCCGAAGACCGAGCCGAAUCCCGGAAACUGCAACGUAAAGCAGCUCGGUACGCUCUCCGGGGCGAUCUCCUGUACAAGAGGUCAUACCUCGACCCGUGGCUGCGAUGUAUUACUCCGGAAGAAGGGGAGAGGAUCUUACAAGACAUUCAUGGAGGACUCUGUGGUGCUCAUGUUGGCUACAGGAUGCUCGUUAAAAAAGCUUUGCUGCUCGGAUACUUCUGGCCCACCAUGAGGGUGGAUGCCCAGGUCAUGGUCCUUAGCUGUCCUUCUUGCAAUUUUGUAUAUGCGGUGGUGGCGGUGGACUACUUCACCAAGUGGGUUGAGGCCGAGCCUUUGAGAAGCAUUACCGGAGCAGCAGUUCAAAAAUUCUUCUGGAAGAGCGUCGUUUGUCGCUUCGGCCUACCCCGGGUGAUCAUCUCGGAUAAUGGAAGGCAAUUUGCUGAUAACCCUUUCAAGACGUGGUGUCAAAACCUGGGAAUUAAACAGCAUUUCACUUCGGUAGGACACCCUCAAGCUAACGGACAUGCCGAAAACUUCAACCGCACUCUCCGCCAUGGCCUCAAAACCAGACUACACCGAGUUGGAUCGUCAUGGGUGGAAGAACUCCCCAGCGUCUUGUGGUCUUACAGGACCACACCGAGAUCGGCAACCCAGGAAACCCCGUUUUCUUUGACGUAUGGGUCUGAAGCUGUGGUUCCAGCCGAGUUCAUAACGCCGAGCCUGCGGAUGGCCGCAUAUGCUGCCGAGGUCAACGAGAAAGAACGGCGAGUUGACCUCAACCUCGCCGAGGAGAAACGUGACAUGGCCGCAGCCAAAGUUGCUAUCUACAAAAAUAUCCUAGCUGGUUAG